CACAUACUUAAUUCAAAAAAUAUUGGGAAAAAAGAAAUGGAGCACAGGGAAGAGUGUUGAUGGUGCAGAAGGAAAAGGGCUCGCAUUCCACCGCAGCUUCUGCAUUUAUUUCUUUUCUACCGAUUCAUUCAUGUGCAUUUACUGCUCUUCUGCACCUAAGCAACAAUACUCUUCAAUUCUUGUAUCCUCCCCAACUACAAUCCUGUAGCAAUGGCGCCAUGACAAUGAACGCAUAUGGUUUUUUUUUCAUAAUGAUUCAACACAGCCAAUUCUUGUUAUUUAUGUUUCGAUCAUCUAUUUAAUUUAUUGUGUUGUGUAUCUUACUAUAUUAUGGUUGUAUGUAUGCGCGCAUUUGGGGACUGUGGCAUUUUUUUAAUCUUGUUAUCUCUGCGGAAUUCCGGUUGAUUUUUCGGGUUUCUGAUUCAUAGAAACGGUGACGAAAGUCUGCUGCUGAGGAUAUUGGCAUCUUCUCCCCCUUUUUUUUCCUUUGAAAUUAUUUUCUUAGCCACAAUUUCCCCAUCUGGCAGAGAUAUACAAAACCAGCUACUGUAAUAAUGAGGAAUUUUGGCUUCUUGUUCAUAUUGUUGAUUGGGGCAGCUGCUUUCUUAUACCUUAGUUUUCCCAGCAAGGAAAGAGCUAUCAUCAAUCCAGGUAUGGUUUCAAUAGGCGGCAUGAAUGAUAUGGCUUUGAUGACUAAAAGAAGGAAGGUGAAGCAGCAAAACAUGGAUGAUUCUAGCAAAGAGGGCAAUGUUGAUUUGGAAGACUACCGCCCUAUUGAUCCAAUCCCCAGUUCGACAGCUUCCAUAAGACCUGGUCCGGUCCAGCACGGCACUCCUCUGAUGCCUUACAUCCCAAAGCCUUCUCCUCCUCCUAGUGAAGCCAAGCACGCUGAGUUUCCUUAACUGAUUCUAAUAUGCUAUAUACAUGAAGCAUAUAGUAGUAUAUUCAGGCUCUCUCUCUUUAGGUAUGCAUUUUCAAUAUUACACUUUGAUGUAGAUGCUUAUCAUCUUGUACGAAUCCUUGUAUUUGUAUAUGGAAAAUCUGUUUCAU
This is a messenger RNA of Salvia miltiorrhiza (redroot sage), 1050 nucleotides long. RefSeq lists its product as uncharacterized. Bases 555 to 902 code for a protein of 115 amino acids. NCBI's taxonomy places the organism in Eukaryota, Viridiplantae, Streptophyta, Magnoliopsida, Lamiales, Lamiaceae. The transcript is spliced from 3 exons. The record is from RefSeq and is a predicted model, not a curated record.